Messenger RNA from Rhipicephalus sanguineus (brown dog tick), 1292 nucleotides. Its product is annotated as adenosine deaminase. Gene Ontology annotation, molecular function: adenosine deaminase activity. The coding region runs from base 224 to 1291 and encodes 355 amino acids. The transcript is spliced from 8 exons. Lineage: Eukaryota; Metazoa; Arthropoda; Arachnida; Ixodida; Ixodidae. Gene Ontology annotation, biological process: negative regulation of adenosine receptor signaling pathway; inosine biosynthetic process; hypoxanthine salvage. The record is from RefSeq and is a predicted model, not a curated record. Gene Ontology annotation, cellular component: external side of plasma membrane; cytosol.
UGGGCGCGCUGUCGAAACUUGAUUCCCGCAUCUCGCCUUUGUGUGCAUCCACCCCCGAACAUACCCGAACACCACGCUUGGCGGGAAGUUGCCGGCAGUCCGGAGCAGGCCAUCAAAACCUGUCAAACUACUGUUGCUGUUGAAACGCGCGCCGCCGGCUGUGUUUUGGUGUAGGGGCGUGUGCCGACGGCACGACGGUGCGUGAAACUAAAGCGACAGAGCGAUGAGCUUUCUCAAGCACUUCGAUCCGUCGAAGAUUCCUCGAACAAGGGUGGAGCUCCAUCUCCAUUUAGAUGGCUCCAUACGACUGGAGACAAUAUGGGAACUUGCACACAAAAAGAAGAUUGAUCUCGGCUGUUCUUCGAUAGCUGCCCUGAGAUGGCGGCUCCAGAAAGUGGAGUCAUCGUCACUGAAAGACUUUUUGGAUCGCUUUGCAAUAUUUAUGCCAACAAUCGUUGGUGACUUAGAAGCAAUUGAGCGCAUUGCGUACGAGCUGUGCGAAGAUCAGGCCAGAGAAGGUGUUGCAUACUUCGAGGCACGCUACUCGCCGCACCUGCUGGCCUCAAAGGACAAGGGUGUGACAGCAGCGCUGGUCAUCAAAGCGGUCAGCCGUGGCCUCGAAAGGGGAGAACAGAAAUUUAAUGUCAAGGCUCGGUCUAUACUAGUCUCUGUCUGGGGAAAUGACGAAUGGACCAUUGACUGUUUGAGGCUGUGUGAGGAGCACAGUGGCAUUGGUGUUGUUGGAAUUGAUGUUGCAAAGGAUGAAGUGCAGACUCCUGGCUAUACGGCUGUUGAGGCGCAGGUCUUUCAGAGAGCAAAGCAGGUGGGCGUACCAAGAACAGCCCACGCUGGUGAAAGUGGCACUUACACAACUGUUCGAGAUGCCAUCCUCAACCUCAGCUGCGACCGUGUGGGACACGGAUACCGCAUUUUUCAAGAUCCAACCGGCGAGACAUAUCAGUUGGCUCGCAAGCAGAACACUCAUUUCGAAGUGUGUCCUUACUCCAGCGUUCUUUCCGGAGGCUGUCCACUGAGCACCCAGAGGCAUUCGAUAGUCCGCUUUGCCGAGGAUAAUGUCAACUUCUCCAUCAACAAGGACGACAGCACCAUCACAGGAAGCACGCUGGAUGACGAAUAUGCGUUUCUUAAACAACUCGGUCUGACUGAAGCCCACCUUAUAAGAGCGAAUAUAAAUGCUGCGCGAUCGUGUUUCCUGCCUCACAUGGAAAAGGAAGAUCUCCUUCAGCAACUCUUCAGGGAAUACGGAAUUUCAUCUAAGACAGUGGCUUGAU